This is a messenger RNA of Chlorocebus sabaeus (green monkey), 1629 nucleotides long. It is a transcript of the gene RPP38, whose product is annotated as ribonuclease P/MRP subunit p38. The record is from RefSeq and is a predicted model, not a curated record. Gene Ontology annotation, cellular component: ribonuclease MRP complex; fibrillar center; nucleolar ribonuclease P complex. Gene Ontology annotation, molecular function: ribonuclease P activity; ribonuclease P RNA binding. NCBI's taxonomy places the organism in Eukaryota, Metazoa, Chordata, Mammalia, Primates, Cercopithecidae. Gene Ontology annotation, biological process: tRNA 5'-leader removal.
UGCUUUCCCCUUUCCGGAGUGACCUAACACAGGAUAACGAAACCUGCAGUGCUCCCAGCGCUUCCGCCCCGCCUCGUCAGACGCGAGGCCGGAGGCGAGGGCUCUGCGCAUGCGCGGCGCAGGCGCACUUGGAGCCGGUGCUGUUGCCCUCAGGUGAAGGCGGAUCUGCCAUCGUGAGUUCCAGGUGGGCGCGCGGGGCCCACGUAGGGCAGGAGGCCAGCCCCGGGGGGAUCGGGCCCGGGACUCCACGGAAUCUGGAGGCCGAAGCCCGCGCGCACGCAAGGUCUCCGCUGCUUCCCCGACGCCUGUUGCGUGGCCGCGGGACCCGCCGCCCUCUCGGUUGGGCUGCCCAGUCCCAGGCCAGGCGUGUGCACCCAGAGCUUCCGCGCCUCUCCUCGGGCUCCUCUGCUGGAUUGCAGCGCCGGCUGGGCACCAGGAGUGCAAAGCGAAAACCCCACGCCGGCCGUUCUGUUAUCCACGGUCUCCAAGGAGACACGGACACUAGAACAACACUUCCGUGUGCUACAUAGUAAAGCACCAAGGUACUCGAUCCAGGGGUGGCGUGCAGUGGGGAGAUAGGGUCAGAUGUGUUACUGGGCACCGCACAUUCACUGCAGCCUUGACCUCCUGGGCUUGAGUGAUCCUCCCACCUCAGCCUCCCAAGUAGCUGGGACUACAGGAUUUUUAAAAUGGCUGCAGCUCCUCAAGCACCGGGGCGGGGAUCUGUCCGUAAGACGAGACCUCUGGUUGUGAAGACAUCGUUGAACAACCCAUACACCAUCUGCUGGAGCCCUCUAGAGAGCGAGGAUAUGCACUUCAUCCUACAGACGCUUGAGGACAGGCUUAAAGCUAUUGGACUUCAGAAGAUUGAAGAUAGGAAGAAAAAGAACAAAACCCCUUUUCUGAAAAAAGAAAGCAGAGAGAAAUGCAGCAAUGCUGUUGAUAUUAGUGAGGAUCUGAAGGAGAAAACAGACGCUAAGCAGCAAGUGUCAGGGUGGACACCUGCACACAUCAGGAAGCAGCUUGCCAUUGGCGUUAACGAAGUUACCAGGGCCCUGGAAAGGAGUGAACUGCUGUUAGUUCUGGUGUGUAAAUCAGUCAAGCCUGCCAUUAUCACCUCACACCUGAUUCAGUUAAGCCUCAGCAGAACUGUCCCUGCCUGUCAGGUCCCCCGGCUCAGUGAGAGAAUCGCCCCCGUCAUUGGCUUAAAAUGUGUUCUAGCCUUGGGCUUCAAAAAGAACACCACUGACUUCGUGGACGAGGUAAGAGCCAUCAUCCCCAGAGUCCCCAGUUUAAGUGUACCAUGGCUUCAAGACAGAACUGAAGAUUCUGGGGAAAAUUUAGAGACUGAACCUCUGGAAAGCCAAGACAAAGAGCUUCUGGACACUUCAUUUGAAGAUCUGUCAAAACCUAAGAGAAAGCUUGCUGACGGUCAGCAGGCUUCUGUAACAUUACAACCCCUGAAAAUCAAGAAACUGAUUCCAAACCCUAAUAAGAAAAGGAAACCACCCAAAAGUAAAAAAGCUACUCCAAAGUAAUCUUGCCUAAAGUUGCCAUGUCAUACUGUUUGUGAAAGCACACCUUGUGAAGAAGCCUUACAACUAAUAAAAUGAGUUGUAUUUACAUAGA